AUGCCCAGACGUGUUGAUGUCCAGGACCCGGCAAAGAAUCCUUGUGUCGGUGUGAAGAAGGAGCCGCUUGGUGUUCAAGCAGGGGCAGAACAACCUGGACAGCAAGCCAGUGAACAACCUGGACAGCAAGCCAGUGAACAACCUGGACAGCAAGCCAGUGAUGAACCUGAGAUCGGGAAGGUGAAGGAUGAAAUGCUGCGUUACGGGCAGCUUAUCAGUCGCGAUGCGGAGUACCUUUCCCUGCCUGACCUGGCCCUCCUUUCGCACCACGUAGGCAAGAAAGCAGUGGUUGCCUUCUUCGAUGAGCCGGGCCCUCCAAGGCUUCAAUGUUUGACAGCUUUGCUUCAGAGAAUGUGCGGGCAGCCAGAGUGUGCCAUGCCAGAUUUUGGCUGCUCAGACACUUGGUUCUAUGUGGCUUGCCGUUUGGACUGGAAACGGGCAGGCCUGAUGACUUUGAAUCAUUUCAUUCCGGCAUGGCACAGAGAUCAAUUGGAUCAUGAUUGGGAGGUUGCCCGCUUGACAUUGGUCUCUCGGCAUCGCAAUCGAGAAGCGACACUUUCAGCAUCAAUUGUGAAAGCAUUGGAUGUUCUCCAGAACGCUGAGGAGGAUGAGCAGGAGGAGGCAGAGGCCAACCUUUUCAGCUUGAUGGAUGAGAAGACGCAGUUGCGGAAUGAGGUCGAAGCUGUCAACCAGAUGUUCCAAGUUGGAUUGAUCCCCAAAAUUGUCCCCGGAGAUGGAAAUUGUGGUCUGUGGUCCACUAUCGCUUUGAGACAGGGCUUCCAGGCCACGUUGAACACGGUGCAAGGGCAUGGUGAAGUUAUGGAGCUCCGAGAGGCGUUGAAAACGCUGUGGGAGUCAGUGUCAGCGGAGAAGGAUGAAGAUUGGAUGCGUGUCUUCCACCACUUCAUGCUGUCGGGUGUCAGAGGGCCUGCUGCGCCCCAAGCCGAGCUCAAGGAUGACCUGCCCAGUGGAGAGAAAACGCCACCUCGUCAGCCCGGGAAGAUUCGCUUUGCUCCUGAUGUAUCUCCUGAGAAAGACUUGGAUCAUCAUCGCAAGCGCGCCCGGCGUGCUGCCUUUGGCAAAGCCAAGGAAAAGAACCAUCUCAUGGCAAGAGCCAAAUCCAAGGUCAUUCUUCGAGAGGGAGAAGAGCAAGAAGAGCCAGAAGAGGAACUGCCCAAGGUCAAGAGCAAGCGUGGUGACAAGAAGGCCGAGAAGAACACCCCAGCUGUGGAUGAGGAGGAACUCAGAGAGGCAGAUGCCAAUAUGGUCUUGUUGGACGAUGAUGUGGGCAAUGUUCGAAAACUUCUUCAUCCCCAGCGCAUCCAGCGUCAGAUGCACAGCAGGAGUGUCAAAAGCAAGGUCCAGAAUGUCGAGGACAUCCAAGAGAAAACGGUCAAGACCUACUUGAACUCCCUCGGGGCUACGAUGGCUGAGCUCAAGAAAGCUACCAAAUGUCCACAGGGUGGCUAUGUCAAACUCCAGAAGAAUCUCCUGCAGAAGAAGGACGUUGAGUCUGAGUGCUCGGCGUGCAAGGAAUUCAUCAGGGUCUACAAGAUCUGCCCUGACAAGCUGGAGGAGUUAGCUGAGCGUGCUGUGAAUGGUGAGGUUUUGGGGCUUGAAGCCGAGCCAGAAAGUGUUGACAAAGAACCAGAUUGUCCAGACCCGGCUGAGCCUGAAGAUCCUUUUGUGUUUGCCAGGUCGCUAUCUCCCACCAUCACCUUGCUCGAACCUGGAGAGUAUGGUCGAAAGCUUCCUUUUCGGUGCAAUAUUUGCCGCACUGGUGGUUACCCAGAAGGAAAGAUAGGGGACUUAGUGAAGCCUGCCUCCAUCAAACAUUUUCUCACGAGGCACCUCAACAGUGGAAUGCAUAAAGAGAAUUUGAGCAAGGCCAAGCAGGCAGACGAGGAGCAGUUGGUGGACUGCCCAGGAUUGAUGGUGAGCGAUCGGCCGAGGAGUGGCCGCUUGUACGCACUGCGGCGUGAGUUUCAAGUAUGGGCAACUAUGACCAACAUUGAGAGAUGGGCAAAGCACAGCUACUUCUACGACGCCAAUGCUUCCUCCUGGUGCAUCAGGUCCCACAAAUGCCUGAAGAAGUGCAGGCCGAACACACAGCAGUCCGAGAUCUGCGACGAGUGCCUGAAGUUGGGGCAUUGCCACAGCAUUAGCCGCACCAUCACGAAGUUUGGCAUCAAGUAUUGGCCAGCAAAGCUGCUCUCAGCACGGCUUUUCCUGGAGCCUGAUGCUGCCAAGGAUGUCGAAGCUGAGAUCAGAUCGUCAGGGACGUACGCCUGUGACCCACCCAAGAUGGAGAAGCAGUUGACAUGCACGACAUGGCAGCUUCAGCAAAUCGUCCGGGCUUCGUGGACCUCGUUUCCCCAAGAGAGUAUCACUGAAGUCCAGAAGGAUUUCAUCGCCACAGUGGUGCAUCCCUGCCUUCACAUCAACCCACGGUCACUUCCUGAUUCCUUUACUACUACCUUGGCGAAGUUUUCUGCAUGCCUUGCCAGUGGACAUAUGGCAGAGUCUGAGGCUGCAAACCUGCGGCUCGCACUGGCCCACUUGGGUGGGACUUUUGAGGCACACCCACUGCUGCAGGGCAUGUCCUUGCAGUGCCUCAGAAAAAUUGACAAGGAGGGCCGUGGCAUGCAAGGAAGGAAGCCCAAAGAUUGGACCAAUGCGGAGAUGAUCUUGGCGCAAGACGCUGGAUUAACUCUAGCAAUGGCUUGUGGCAACAAGUUUGGAUUGUCGGGGAGCUUGCCCAAUGCCAUCGACAGGCUUCAUGAACUGUCGUUGCCCACAGCACCGUUGGCUUUGGUUUUUCCUGGAGUCAUGGAGGAGAACUGGGCAUUGAUGGGCCAGCGCUACCUCCAGACAAAGACCGAGAGCUCAUGCAGAUUUUGGCUGGCAUUUGACUGCACGUACUUGACGCAGUCACUCUGUCAACUCUCUCUCCAUCGCCGUCAUGGACUUGUUGGAGGUUGCUGGGAACCACAUCUUGAAGACCAUGGCUUCCUGGACCUUGAGGAGGACCAGGACGUGAAGGGCAUUCCUAGAGCACCAUCGAUGAUGCAGUUCUUGAGUUGGAACCCAUGCUUGCCCAAGAAAAUUGCACUACCAGUUUGCAGCAUGCCGGUUCCAAACAGCUACGGCGGCUUGCAAUCAGAGAAGCGUGGCCAGUGGUCCGUUUUGGAAACCGUGGGCCGUGUCUUGGCCGCUUCCCGCAACUUGGUUCGUGGCAUUGUCUACGACGGUCACGGGACCCACCAGCUGGUGCGUCGGCUGCUACAUGGGCAGCUGGAUGAUGUAGACAUGCAUGCGGUGUCUGAGAUCCCGUAUUUCAAAAGCUUGACGUGGGCCCCCUUGCCGAAGACUUGUCUACCACGACUCCCCGUGCAGCUGUGCUUCAACGGCAGUGGGGAACCGGUGUACGGCCUGCCCGGUCACAGUGCCAAAAACGCCAGUGGUCAAGUUCAGUCGGUGCUCAGAACGGUGCAGUACGGCGACCUUUUUGUGGACCUGACAGGAUCAAGGAAGGACAUCUUGCUGACCUGUCACUGUGCUGGGUUCGUGGCGGUUGACGUUUUCAGGAUGCUCGGGAAGACCCGAGCGUCUGAAUUGGGAGUUCCCACGGGAUCCCAAUACAUGGUCAGUGCCCGGUCCUUUUUUCAGAGUGACGCUCGUUUAUCUAUCAAAGCCGGCCAGGAACUGAACAAAAAGAUGAAGGGGUCCGGGUCUGCAAAGCAGGAGCCAGCUCUCACGGAGGAGGAGUUUCAGAAGUGUUGCGAGAAUGGCUUCAACGCGGCCCUGAAGCUGGCAGAGCUUUGCUCUGGGAUUUCAGUUGUCCGUUUGGAGGCCAUGUACCGAAAGGCUUGUGAGUCAGAGACUUACUUCACCGAUGGCGUCUUUGAGAGCGCAGAGGAGGAGGAGUUUGAAGCUCCCGCUGAGACCCCUGCCGUUGACCAGUGCAUGCAUGUCUUGGCAGAUGUGCAGCAGGCCAAAUCCUUUGCGGACGUGGAUCGUGAAUGCGAUGCAGAUCCAACGACAGAGGUUGUGGAUGAGGAUUUGGAUCUUCCUGACAGAGAGAGCCUGAUGAAGCUAACUGAUGCAAAUGGAGCUGAGGAGCCUUUCUGCACUGAAGCCCAGAGGUCACCUCCAAGGAGUUCCUUGGCCAACUACUUGCCGGACACCUUGCAGGAUGCGCUCUCCCUGCCAAAGACUUGCCCGUGGAACGGUCUGCUUCGCUUCGCUAUCAGGAUGAGACACAGCGCUGGAGGAUCAGAUCUGGGAUUCCUGAAGAAUGCACGCAACUGCCGAAGGGCAUCAAAGCGAUUGAACUGGUUCCAGUACAAUGAGCGCAUCAUUGCCCAGUUGAAUGCUGAAAGCGAGACCACGGAAUACAGGGCCGAUUGGUCGCUCCCGCCAUCUGAGCUGGAUUCGGUCUCGCCUGGGAACCUUGUCCUUUUCCAUACACCGACAUCCCCAUCCAGCAUUGAAGUUGGUCUGGUCUUGACGACAUGGCGCGGCAUCAAGCAGCCCAAAGUCUAUUGUGAUGCAGUGGCCAUCAACUCGUGCCCGGCUCUGCGCAUUGUCGAGCUCCAGAUCUGUGAUGAGAGGCAGAUGCCCACGGUGGAUUGGCAGUGCAAUUGCACCAGUCGUGCCUGGGUAGUGCGUGUUGAAAGCUUGAUCACCCUGCUGGACUGUGAGCAGAGCAGUACAGAGCCCAACCGCCAUGAUGGCUACAUGAAGGUGACGUUGUCCGAAGAGAGCGCUGAGGCUUUGGCUCGCGUGCCAGAAUUGGAAACUUGGCCAGUAGAACCAACCAUGGCUCGUGGAAGGCGGAAGGUGGCCCAGGCAAAGUGCAAGCCUGUGGCUGGACCCAGGAGAAAACUCAAUGCCAGGAGAGUGAUGAAGCGUGUGGCUGCUGUGCAGAAGCGGCUGAAGAAGAAGGUGGCCAAGGAGGCCCCAGUUUGCAAGCCCGGUAAGGAAGGUGAACCCGAUCCCAUCAACCGAACUACACGUGGCAGAGCAACAAUCCAGUCCAGGCUCACGGAGUUGCGCCAGCUGGAGGGCAGGAUGUUCAAAGAGAACCCAUUGUUUGACACCGAGGGGUUUUGCAGGAUGCAGUAUGAAGCAGCCCGUGUCACGAAGUGGAAGGACAUUCUGCUCCAUGCACCUGCUUGCCUUGAGACAAUGUACAUCAAUCUGAAGCAGCCUACGAUCUACGGAGACGCUGUGGACAAAUUGUUCAAGGGCAUCCUGAAGCAACUUGAAGGAUCCAGAGAACUUGCCUUUGCGAUGGCAGAAUUUGAGUUGCUUCUGCUGACUGCGUUUUCCCUUGGAGUGCUGCUGACGUUUUGCUUCCAGCGGCUGUUUUCUGGCAAUGCGCAGCCCCGAGAUGAUCGUGAUGAUGAUGGCCAUCAACGGCUAUAUCUUCCAGAGGUUCUUUAUGUGAGCCGGGCCGGAAAAUCUUUUCAUCUUGAUCAAUGUUGCUUCAGCAUUCCAAAAAAAAAUGAGGUGUUCGACUUGCAAUGUUGCAAACAUUGCCUCAAUUCAUCGCUGAAAAAGCGAAAGGCAAAGUGA
Molecule: messenger RNA, 5580 nt
Organism: Cladocopium goreaui
Lineage: Eukaryota; Dinophyceae; Suessiales; Symbiodiniaceae
Source: the annotation of a GenBank genome assembly